CUUUUUUCAAUUUCAACCCCCGCUGAGCUGCAUCCCUUGUUAUCGGUCUACUGAGAAAGUGGUGUUCCUGUUAUCUUAGGCAAGCCGAAGUGGAGCUUCUAGAGCCUCCCACAUGUCUCCGAUAGGAGGGGUAAGAACGAGAGCCCCGCCGAGCUCAAUGACUCAGAUCGGCGAGAUGUCGUGAUUUACAAUCGGUGUCCGAUUCCGGCGAGCCUGUUAUUAUAUCGGUCCUAAUAUUUUUCAAACAUUGAAUUCACUGUGAAUCUUCCCCUUCUAGCUUUAAUUGCUCCAUCCUCUAUCUUCACUAUAUUGCUUGCUUUUUCAUUGAUUCCGCUCGGUUAUUGUCAAAAUGGCGACAUCUGCUCGAGACAUAAAUACACGCCGAGAUCUCAACGUCUCUCAGAAUACGAACCUUUCCACAUCCCCAACGGCAUCCUUCCAGUCUGGACCCUCGAGUCACGGAGGGUCUGCAUUUGCAGGCCGCACGAUUCCUUUACCCAAUGCAAAGCAUUUAAAACCUUUCGCUACAGAGGACAUCAAGGUUUUGCUCUUGGAGAACGUAAACCAAACUGGCCGCGAUAUUCUUACGGGACAAGGCUAUCAAGUCGAGUUCCUCAAAUCCUCUCUGCCGGAGGAUCAAUUAAUAGAGAAGAUACGUGAUGUGCAUGUGAUUGGUAUCCGCUCGAAGACAAAGCUCACAUCCCGCGUCCUCAAGGAAGCUCGCAAUCUAAUCGUCAUUGGGUGUUUCUGUAUUGGGACUAACCAGGUCGACCUUCAAUACGCGGCCGAGCAUGGCAUUGCAGUGUUCAAUUCUCCCUUCAGCAACUCUCGAAGUGUGGCCGAAUUGGUCAUAGCUGAGAUUAUUGCCCUCGCCCGUCAGCUAGGUGACCGCUCCAUGGAGAUGCAUGGCGGUACUUGGAAUAAAGUAAGCGCUAAAUGCUGGGAAAUCCGUGGGAAGACUUUGGGAAUCAUCGGCUAUGGUCAUAUCGGCGCGCAAUUGUCUGUUUUGGCCGAGGCAAUGGGCAUGUCGGUCAUCUUCUACGACGUCUUGAAUUUGAUGGCACUGGGUACUGCCCAGCAAGUGCCGACGCUGGAAGCCCUUUUGUCCAAGUCUGACUUUGUUACGUGCCAUGUCCCUGAACUACCAGAGACGAAGGACAUGAUAAGCUCACAACAAUUCGAGCAAAUGAAGCCUGGGGCUUAUUUGAUCAAUGCUUCCCGAGGAAGUGUUGUGGAUAUUCCCGCCCUCAUCCACGCAAUGCGUUCUGGUAAGAUUGCGGGAGCUGCCCUCGAUGUUUACCCGAAUGAGCCUGCCGGCAAUGGUGACUAUUUCAAUGAUGAUCUUAACACUUGGGCCUCGGAUCUCCGUGGUCUCAAGAACGUGAUAUUGACCCCACACAUUGGAGGUAGCACCGAAGAAGCGCAGAGUGCCAUAGGCGUCGAGGUAGGACAAGCUUUAGUGCGAUACGUCAAUGAAGGAACAACUCUUGGAGCCGUCAACCUCCCUGAAGUCACUCUUCGUUCACUUACAAUGGAGGAACCCAACCAUGCCCGGGUCAUCUACAUUCAUCACAACGUCCCUGGAGUUCUGCGCAAAGUGAAUGAGAUUCUCGGGGACCAUAAUGUUGAUAAACAAAUGACUGAUAGCAGAGGCGAUGUGGCCUAUCUUAUGGCUGAUAUCAGUAACGUCGACAAUGCCACCAUCAAGGAAUUGUAUGAAAGACUAGAAAGCUUGUCCUCCCGAAUCAUGACCAGAAUAUUGUACUAGGCUCUUGCACAGCUCAGAAAAUAUUCACCCAACUUCGGGAAUCCUGCAGGACUCCAAGUCCGGACCAUGUGUAUUGAGGAGUAUUGAGGAGGAUCCAUUUCAUGGUUGGACAGUGCCAGUCUUGUGUGCUCAAGAGGACAAAACAGUAAAUAGAGAAGGAGAUAGAGAAGGCAAAAAGGGGAGAUUUUUGAACAUCACUGGAAUCAACGAACAUAGUCUAGUUUGAAUUCCUUUGUUGGCAUCUCGUCUACAGUCGACCUGCCCUAAACGUGAUCAUGGAUUCCAUCCCAACUUCCCACGUACGCUGGCGCGA
Messenger RNA from Aspergillus novofumigatus IBT 16806, 2081 nucleotides. RefSeq names its product D-3-phosphoglycerate dehydrogenase. Gene Ontology annotation, molecular function: oxidoreductase activity, acting on the CH-OH group of donors, NAD or NADP as acceptor; NAD binding. The transcript is spliced from 7 exons. The record is from RefSeq and is a predicted model, not a curated record. Bases 350 to 1768 code for a protein of 472 amino acids. Lineage: Eukaryota; Fungi; Ascomycota; Eurotiomycetes; Eurotiales; Aspergillaceae.